Andrographis paniculata is the source of this 942-nucleotide messenger RNA. Its product is annotated as MFP1 attachment factor 1-like. The record is from RefSeq and is a predicted model, not a curated record. The transcript has a single exon. Lineage: Eukaryota; Viridiplantae; Streptophyta; Magnoliopsida; Lamiales; Acanthaceae. Gene Ontology annotation, biological process: lateral root development; mitotic cell cycle. Bases 30 to 599 code for a protein of 189 amino acids.
AUUCUUCGAUCUAUGUCAAUCGAUCAAUAAUGUCGGACAGCGUUGAAUCCACAACCGCAGAUCAAAAUCCCGAACCCCACGAUCGUCCACUGCCGGCCACCGCCGCGGCGGAGACUGUCCAAGCAACGCCUGAAUCGUCGGAGGCGUCGAACGUGGCGGCCGUUACUGCGGCGCCGGAGAAACGUCCCAAUGCUCGCUUCAGCGUUUGGCCGCCGAGUGAUCGCACGCGCGAGGCUGUUAGAAACCGCCUUAUUGAAACCCUCUCAUCGCCCUCCAUUCUCUCCAACCGUUACGGCACCAUUUCCCGCGAGGAAGCGGUUGAUGCUGCCAAGUUGAUGGAGGAGGAGGCGUUCCACGUGGCUGUGGCGGCGGCGAAGACUUCCGACGGCGACGGCGUCGAGAUAUUGCAGGUUUAUGCUAAGGACAUUAGUAAGAGGAUGUUGGAAAAAGUGAAGGCUGGAUCUGGUAACUCCGAGGCUGCACCGCCGGCGACGACAGAGGUCAAUGAACCGCCGCCGAUUAAGGCGGUGGAGGAUGCACCGUCCACAAUGGCACCGCCGCAGAGCGAGAAAUCAAACUCUGUUGGCGGUGAUGAGUGAGUAACUGAAAUUUCUUCAUUCUCUCUGUAAAUUCCUCUGCGGAAUUGAUCAACAGUGUUUGUGAUUUCCUGGAUAUUACCACGAUAUUAGUUCAGUUAGAUCUUACCAUAUACCACACUGCCUGUGCCUGCCAUGUUCAACUGAGAAGGUUUUUCCUUAUUAGAACGAAGCUAGUUUUUGCCCUAUUUGAUCUCACGUUUUCAUAGGACCGCCUUGUUUGUUUGUUUGUUCUACAUUGGUUUAAGAAUGUAACUAAGGAAUGUUCCUGACUGACAUUGUAGGCCAUGAGGUUCCUGACAUUAGAUUUGCAGAGUUGAAUGAUGUUAAUGCAUUUGGCAUUGUU